GGCUCGGCCACUCGGGCUGCUCUUGGUUUGCCGAAGAAACACCUGGUGCGACGUCGGAGGGGCACGUGCCCACUUGCCCAGAUGGACGACCCGGGCCGAAGGUAUGAAUGUGAUCAAACACCAUACGACCUUCCGUUCCUCAAGGAAGAGAUCCUCCGAUCGGAGGAGAAGCGAUCACCUACUGGAGUGCAAUAACUGGAAUGCUCUUGGAAGGAGAACCAUCGGACGUCUUGAGCUGGACGAACCUUCUAUUCGGAUGCAGAGCAUCAAGAAAGAUAGUGUGUGGUUCUAGAAGCCUGCUUCUCUUGCUAAGGUCGUGGGGGUCAGCGGAAAACUCACGACGUCUACUGGAAGCAAUGAUCGCUCGCCUUUUCUUUCCUGCUAGUAUUUACCUGGGCGUCGAUGGAUGUCGCGCUGGCCACCGACGUUCGGAUAGCUUCCUCCGAAUCCUCUGUUUGGAAGUACUUGCUACGUGUUCGACGAAUCGAUGGAAUCGUUGGCUUCAUAUUACAGGGCGGGAUCCUCCUCCGGUUCUUCGAGGACAUAUAGAUAACCAGACUUCCUCCUCACUUCGCCGAUUGAGACCCAUUUAUAUUGCGUUACACCUCUUCUAUCCACUCUCUCCGGUGAUAUCAAGAAUCUACCUAUUGUAUUGCAGCUAUAUUCGACGCGCACCGUCAUCUCGCGUGCCAAAGCUAAUUCGAUUCUGCCUAUUUUCCCACGACGGACCUGCAUCGAACCGAACGGAGCCACCGGAGAAAUACCUUGACAUCUCCCACAUAGGCAGUCCAGGCAGCGUUUGCUUUACCGACCGGACGGGUACGGUUGCGGCGUGUGGCGAGGGUGAUUGCAGUUGAGUCGCGACGACGCGAGCGGACAAGGAGAAGGCACGGAAGCGAACCGUUGCGUUCGUUCGAGAAGCCAACCCGGUAUUUACAGCCUGAAGAAGCGGU
Messenger RNA from Tricharina praecox, 953 nucleotides. RefSeq lists its product as uncharacterized. The record is from RefSeq and is a predicted model, not a curated record. Lineage: Eukaryota; Fungi; Ascomycota; Pezizomycetes; Pezizales; Pyronemataceae. The transcript is spliced from 4 exons. Bases 201 to 857 code for a protein of 218 amino acids.